Molecule: messenger RNA, 1107 nt
Organism: Peronospora matthiolae
Lineage: Eukaryota; Oomycota; Peronosporomycetes; Peronosporales; Peronosporaceae
Source: the annotation of a GenBank genome assembly
AUGACAACCGCGAACGUGCUCGUGCUCGGCGGCGCCGGCAUGGUUGGCCGCAACUUUGUCAAGUACCUCGUGGACCACGAUGUCGUUGCGGCGGUUCGAGUAGCGGACAAGACGAUGCCCGAGAUCGCCUACUUCAGCGCCUCACACAAACAGGCAUUUGCUGACAAGCGCGUGACGUUCGUGCAGGCGGAUUUGACCCGUGAUGCGCACGUGGACCGCGCAUUUAACCCGGACUUUGGUCCCUACGACUUUGUGUUUAACCUCGCGGGGGAGUCCAAGUGCGGACUCUCCGAGACCGUCUACGCUUCGAAAUGCCGUGAUCUGUCCGUCAAAUGCGCCAAGAAAGCACAGGACCUUGGUGUCAAGCGCUACAUUGAAGUGUCGACGGCGUUCGUGUACAAGUCGCAGGUCAAGCAGCCGGCAAAGGAGGAUGCGGAGCUCCAGCCGUGGACUUUACAGGCCAAGUACGAACUCGAGGCUGAAGAGGAGAUUCGUCGUUUGCCGGACCUCAAGGCUGUAUUCCUUCGCUUAGCGACGGUGUACGGGUCGGCAGACUCGAUGGGACUCAUGCCGCGGAUUGUCUGCGCUGCCUCAUAUGUGAAGCUGCAAGAAAAGAUGAAGGUGCUGUGGGACGGGGAGAUGCGUGUCAACACGGUACACGUGCUUGAUGUGUGCCAAGCGUUGUGGCAUGUCACGACUGCCGGAAACGAUGGUGAAAUCUACAACUUGGUCGACAAGAAUGACACGACCCAGGCGAAGAUAAACGCUAUUUUGGAAGUGAUCUUCCACAUCAAGUCAGGCUUCAUCGGCAAGCUGGUGUCCAACCUAGCCCGCGUGCGACUUGCUGACGUGGUGGAUGAUGCCAACGACAAGCACAUGCAGCCUUGGGCUGAUCUGUGCGCGGACCACGGUAUCACGAACACGCCGCUGACGCCUUACAUCGACAAGGAGCUCCUGCAGCACAAUCACAUCUACGCGGACGGUUCUAAAAUUGAGUCGACGGGCUUUCGAUACAAGUACCCCAUGCUGGAGACGAAGGAGGUGCGCGCGGUGCUGGAAGAGAUGAUCCAGCAGAAGAUUUUCCCGCCAAUCUUGGCUCGAGAAUAA